CGGCAACAGAAAUACAUCAUGUGCACUCAUCUGUGAAAAUUUCAACUGUCUAGCUAUCACGGUUCAUGAGAUACAGCCUGGUGACAGACGGACGAACGGACGGACGGGCGGACGGACAGCGAAGUCUCAGUAAUAGGGUCCCGUUUGACCCUUUGGGUACGGAACCCUAAAAAUCACAAACUACCCGAAACUGUAUUGAUUAAUCUAAUCUGUAAAUAUAAACUGUAAGAUCUCUAAUCUAAAAUCAAAUUGUUACGUAUUAUAUGUAAUGAAUAUUAUAAAUAAAUGAGUAUGAGUAUAAAGGCUUGCGUCCUUUUAACAUUAAGAAAUAUUAUGUAGAACUCGGUUAAAACAGUAAAUAUGACGUAACUCCGACCGUAAUAUUUCUUACAACCGUGUUAAAUAACCUAAUAGAUACAAAGUUUCCAAACGAAAUGAGUAUGUUUAAAAAAGUAAAUGCGAUAGCAAAUCGUUGGUAAUGACACUUAGCUAAAGAGUUUAAACAAUUGUCACUAAUAUGUAUUUAACUAAUGGAGCAUAUCGCCUCCUAUACCUCGCCUCGCCCUCUAUAAAUUGGGCAAGUUGAUGGCUUCAUUAAAUACCGAUUAAAAUCUUAUAAGAUAAACCUACCCCGCGGCUUCUGUAAACAUGACGCUUGGUAUAUUUUAUUUUGUACUACUUCAAUUAAAAACUAAAACUUAUAUUUGCAAUCUCGGUAGGCUUACCACAGAAGCGUUCAGCAUCUCAUCCGCUAGAUCGGCCAUCCAUUCCUCUCUAUUUAAUACUGUUAAAAAAAAGACGGGUAGUCUAUCUCACGGCAAGAUACUGUUGCUGUAGUAACAGCAAAAAAUAUUAUAACCCUUAUUCGACAGUGAGUCACCUUGCCUACAAGACUUGCCUAGUAGGUUCCGGGUUCGAACUCUGUUAAGGCCCAGCAGUUUCGUGUUCUUCUUUCCCUCUCACUGAGCGUAAGCGACUAAGCGUGAGCGAGAUGGAUGUGCGUGCUCGGGACCGCGAAUAUCACGAAAUUAAAUUUUUUGUGUGUUUUAAUAAUAAAAUAGUAAUCGCUGAGUUCCCUCAAACAUGAUAUUGCCGAUAUUUAGAAGCGAUUUUCAUAUUUUUAGCUUUUGUGCAAAAUUUGUUAUACAUUUUUAAAGUGCAUUUUAGACCUAUGUUCGUGAUUUUAUUUUAUCAAGCGAAAGUCAAAAACUCAGGAUUCGAAUCACUGAUGAAGUCCUUUAAAAAAGGCCUCAAGAUUGAGAUAGUACAAGAAGUAGUAUUGUGAUAAGAUCGCCUGUUGUUACCUCUGUUUUUAUGUAUUAAGUAUGUGUGUUUCUUUGUAAAUGUUAUUUUGAAGUUGUACAGUACAGAGGAUUUGUAUUGUAUUGUAACUAUUGUAGUACCUACAACACAAGCAUUAUAGAGCUUGCUUUGGGACUAGGUCAAGCUGUGUAAUUUGUCCUAUAAUAUUUAUUUAAAACAUUAUAACAUCAAAUGAAAGUGAAAUAAAGAUUGCAAAAGAAACAAAGAAACAAUAUGGUUUUGCGCGUUUAAAUAAUUGCAGUUACGCGUAGCGUUAUCUAGAAAAAAAUUAAGUCGAUGAGUAACGUAGUGAAUAAAUAAGCAGUAAGACACCGCAUUAUCGGAGUCAGGGAUGCAGCAGCGCCCGCGACGCUCUUUCGUAACCGCGACUCAAUCUGACAUUUACAACUCGGGUUUUUCGGAAACGACAGUUCAAAAGUACACGGAUUAACGCGGCGUAGUCAUACGCGCGGCGGCGCGCUAUCCGUACAUCAAGUGUGUGAACCUAAUAUUAAACGACUCUCACUUUUACUUCCAAUUCGAAUGCCACACGGCCGGCGACAUGGGCGACAUGCGCUGGGGCGAACUUACCAACUCUAAAACAGUGCUCACGGGAAACCUAAGACGGACAUGGACCGAGAAAUCCAAAGGAAUACUGAAGGAUAUUAAGAAUUUCUGGAGAGAAGUCACAGUCGAACCAUGUUUAUUUACUUACAUGCUCUGUACAGCGCUCUCAUCAUUCGCCGUACAGAAUAUGCAUUUGGAAAAAUCUUGCAGAGUCAACUUAAAUUAUGGGACUGAAAUUUGUGACAGGAUCAGGCAACGGAACGUCACGGGAUUGGAUGAACAGAUUAAAAAUAUUGAGACGUUAGUGGCUCAUGUGGUUGCUUGGAAAUUCCCGCUUCAGACUGCCAUUCCUGCAGUGAUGGUGCUUUUUGUUGGAGCGUGGAGUGAUAAAAACAAGAAAAGAAAGAUUUGUAUAUUAUUUCCCAUGAUCGGAGAGAUCAUUGCUAACAGCGGGCUGCUUUUGGCAACUUAUUACUUUCAUGAAGUAUCUCUUACGGCGACGGUGCUUAUCGAAGCACUUCCCGCAGCGUUAACUGGAAGUUAUAUAAUCAUAUUUAUGGGCAUGUACAGUUUCAUGGCAGACAGGACGUCUGUGGAGAGUAGAACUUUUCGUCUAGGGCUUGUGUCGAUAUGUAUUAGCUUAGGGACUCCUGUAGGGACCGUGCUAAGUGGAGUGUUAUUAAGAAUUCUGGGAUAUUAUGGCAUAUUUUCACUACUCCUAGUGCUUCACAGUGGAUCCUUUUUGUAUGGUGUUUUAAAACUUGAGGACGUUGUCUCUCCAGAAGAUGAUAGAGGUGAAGGUUGUGAUAAUGACAACAAGUUUAAAAAGGCAAUAACUGAAGUAUUGGGGCUUGUCGUGAACACAUUGAUGGUGGCAUUUAAACCGAGGGCAUCUGGAGGACGUUUGGAGAUAUUUCUGAUUCUUGGACUGUACAUCAUUAUGGUUGGCCCAUUAUAUGGUGACUCACAAGUGGCCUAUUUGUAUGCAAUACGAAGAUUCAAUCUCACGGAGGUAGAAUACAGCAUUUAUGGUACCAUAAACAUCGUCUUGGGACUAGUGGGUACGUUCUUCUGCAUAUCGAUUCUCAGCAAAAAAUUCCAAGUAGAGGACAGUAUCAUAGGCAGCCUGGCAGGAGUAAGCAGGAUAGCUGCAUGCUUCGUAUUCGCUUUCGCACCUACGAGGCAGUGGUACUACUCUGCCCCCGUGUUCAACAUCUUCAGUUCAUGUGGACUGACCGCCAUACGGUCCAUCGCAACGAAAAGCGUGGCUAGUCAGGAAGUUGCGAAACUAAGCUCGCUAAUAGGAGUGACAGAAGCCAUCGCGCCGUCUAUCUACAUGCCUACCUCCAGCCUUAUCUAUGUCAACUCCAUGGACACCUUUCCUGGGGCAUUUUACCUUUUCGAUGCGGCACUGACGGUCGUCGCACUCGGGCUGUUUGUAGUAAUCUACAUACUGGUGAAGCGGAGACAACGGAAUAGGGUCAUCAACCCAGUGAGGAAAGAACAAUUUGCAAGGGACAACCCUGAUCUUGAAGUUUCUAGAAUUUAAUUUUUAUAUAAAUAUUUACAUUUGUACCCGAAUUUAAACAAGGUUGUUAUAAAGUC
This is a messenger RNA of Cydia pomonella (codling moth), 3474 nucleotides long. RefSeq lists its product as uncharacterized. The record is from RefSeq and is a predicted model, not a curated record. Gene Ontology annotation, cellular component: membrane. Gene Ontology annotation, molecular function: transmembrane transporter activity. The transcript has 5 exons. The coding region runs from base 1865 to 3418 and encodes 517 amino acids. Gene Ontology annotation, biological process: transmembrane transport. NCBI's taxonomy places the organism in Eukaryota, Metazoa, Arthropoda, Insecta, Lepidoptera, Tortricidae.